Molecule: messenger RNA, 2022 nt
Organism: Penaeus indicus
Lineage: Eukaryota; Metazoa; Arthropoda; Malacostraca; Decapoda; Penaeidae
Product: cyclic nucleotide-gated cation channel alpha-3-like
Exons: 6
Coding region: 1-2022 (673 amino acids)
Biological process (GO): monoatomic cation transmembrane transport; potassium ion transport
Cellular component (GO): intracellular cyclic nucleotide activated cation channel complex; plasma membrane
Molecular function (GO): voltage-gated potassium channel activity; intracellularly cGMP-activated cation channel activity; cGMP binding
Source: RefSeq, a predicted model, not a curated record
AUGUCGGGUCGACGGAUGUGGAGUCUCGGGUCCAAGCGCCCGAGCACAGACGGAGGCCGAGGGGUGCGCUACACGACCUGCCGCCCCUCGCACGACGACGAGCUGGAGGACAUCGCCAUUGUGUCGAACCCCGACCCGGGCCAGGUCAAGUACGGGUCAGGAUCCAUCACCGCCAACGGGCCUCGAGUCGUACCAGGGAUCAUCACAUCUCGCCACCUGACCGAGCGCCUGAGCAUCUCCGGGACGCGCAUUAACAGCGGCUCCCCCGUCUACAUAGAGAAGACCGUUCCCGACGCCCUCAAAGGCAAGUCCGUUUCCCGCCAGUCCCUGCUCGACAUCGUCUCCUCCAAGAUCAGCAUAGGAAGUCGGAAGAGGUUUUCAAGAGACUCGUUUUCGGCGUCCUACGUGAACAGAACCCAUGUGGCCUCCGAGCUGGACAUCAGCAGAAAGACGCGGGAGGCGCGCAAGAAGGAGAUCAGGAGCAAGCUGCGGCUGGAGACGUGGGAGCCCAACUCGAACAGCUCGGACAAGAAAAUGGGAUGUAGAUGGACUUUCGUUUUCGAUCCUGCGGGGAGACUCUGUUAUUAUUGGUCAGUCGUUGUGUCUCUAGCGUUUUUAUACAAUCUCUGGGUGAUGGUUUAUCGAUUCGCCUUCCAGGAGAUAACCAAAGAUACUAUCCUCGUGUGGUUUUGUUUGGAUUAUUUUGCUGAUCUUAUAUAUGUUUUGGAUAUAGUAUUCCAUUUCCGCACGGGUUACCUAGAAGAUGGUGUCUUACAAACUGACUCACGAAAACUUCGUCAACACUACAUGAACUCUACGACAUUUUACAUUGAUUGUUUAUGUUUGUUACCGUUAGAUUUCUUAUACCUCUCAAUAGACUUUAAAUCAAUAUUAAGAUGUUUCCGUCUUGUGAAAAUAUACAAAUACUGGCACUUUUUAGACCGAACAGAGAGACACACCAAUUCACCUAACCUAUUCCGUUCAAUAAGUCUGAUCCACUACCUGCUGGUCAUUUUCCACUGGAAUGCUUGUAUUUUCUACAUGAUUGGCAAAAACGAUGGAUUCAGCUUCAAGCCAAGAUUCAUCUACUCCAACUCCAGUGAUGACAUUUUGGAGUACCUGAAAGCUUUCUAUUGGUGCACACUUAGUUUAACUACAAUCGGCAGUGUCCCUCUGCAUGAUUCUUUCACCAACGGCACUUAUAGUUCCCUGGACAUGCGAACCAAGACGGAUUACCUCUACCACAUAAUCCAGCUCAUGUUCGGCCUCCUGCUCUUCGCCACAGUGCUCGGCCACAUCGCCAACAUCGUCACCAACGUCUCGGCGGCUAGGAAGGAAUUUCAGGCCAAACUUGACGGUGUGAAGACGUACAUGCGCAUGCGGAGAGUCCCUGCACACCUUCAGGGAAAAGUCAUCAAGUGGUUCGAUUACCUCUGGCUCACGCAGAAGUGCUCAGAUGAGGAACGAGCUGUCAGCUGUCUGCCAGAUAAAUUAAAAGCUGAGAUGGCCAUCCACGUGCACCUGGACACCCUCAAGCGCGUGGAAAUAUUUCAGAACACCGAAGCUGGAUUCCUCUGCGAGCUCGUCCUCCACCUUCGACCUGUGCUUUUCUCUCCCGGCGACUACAUCUGCAGAAAAGGAGAGGUUGGGAAGGAGAUGUACAUAGUCAACCGCGGUCUGUUGCAUGUCGUGGCGGACAACGGCAAGACGAUGCUGGCCACGCUCAAGGCCGGCUCGUACUUCGGUGAGAUCUCCAUCCUCAACAUGGGAACGGCAGGUAAUCGGCGGACAGCCUCAGUGAGGUCAGUGGGCUACAGCGACUUGUUUGUGCUUUCGAAGAAGGACAUGUGGGACGUCUUGAAGGAGUACCCGGCAGCUCGCGUCCGCCUGGAAGCCAUAGCAGCUAAGAGACUGGAAAAGUACAAAAAGGCUCCGCUGGAGAAAGGUUGGUUGUUGGUGUUCUUGCCUGAAAGGGUCAGCCAGUUACCACCCCAUCACACGACAUGCAGAGUCAAAGCUUAA